AUGUACAUUGCACAAAUUCAGGGCAGUCCAGCAAAAGAUGAAGACCAGAUUGACACAGGAAUAGGACCCAAGGCCUUCAAAGUGAAUCCAAACCACCUUUGGCAUCAGACGGAGUACAUCUUGGCAGCAGAAGAGGACCCGUCCUGUGCCACUGGCACAAUGCAGAAUGCUGUGUUUCACAGAGAGACAAUGGUUGUGCUCUAUUUUCAUCAUGACUGUGGAAUAAGUGACCUUGUUCCACAGGAAAUUCAGUCACGUCUUCUGGAAAAGAAGGAUUUGAAAAGCGAGCCCCAAGCAAAUUCCACCGCACCAUCUGGUGAUGGAAGGGCGGCGGCCAGUCCCAGCCCCCCGCACCGAGGCGAGCAGCAGUCAGCCCACACUGCUGCUUCUUCAUGGAUCGUGGACUGUGAGGCCAUGUGUGGAAUGCUGACUGCCCGCUCCCCAAGCUUGGAAACGAAAAACCAAAAUACCACAGCCCAUCGGACCAUUUCUGUGAGCUGUGACAUCCCAAGGUGUGGCUGUGAAAAAGAAAGAGAAGAACACGUAGAAAUUAAGAAGAGGACCACCAAUUACAUGGUGGUUCCGGAAGUGGGCAAGCUGCAAUCAGUGCAGAAGACAAAUGAGAACAUUAUCAUUAUAGGUGUAAUCAAAACUGUGACGAAUGUGCUUACCGAGUGUCAUCCAAUGGGAAGGCUGGCUCAGAGAAACAGAAUAUGGGUCUCCUUCCUGCUCAUUCGCCAGAACCGGAACUGCGCAACUUUUGACUCUUGUGCAAAGUCAAAUGAUCGUGAAAGCAUCCAAGACUCCUUGGAGAAACGGUUCCUCCUAGAGCUGAUCCUAGAAAGACACAGAGAUGGGCACCUGCUCUCGACGGGCUCAUGGACGCAGAUCCUCCCGUGGUCACUAGUAAAGUCAUUCCAAAAGGAAGGGAAACCUGGCUCUCGUGAUUUCUUCAUAUUUUCCCCACGACGUGAACUUGAGAAUGCCCCAACAGAGCGCCUCGCGCGGGACGGAAAGGACUGUGGCGGCGACGUGCCGAGUCCGGACCAGAAAGUGGACUGCACAGCUACUUCCAAAAGCCAGCUCUAUUCGGACUUGCACACCCCUGGGAGGUACGGCAGGGUGAUCCUCCUCUCGUCACCCGGGGACAAUGUUUUGCUCCAGGCCGAGGGGAUCCUGCAGACCCACCGAGCCGUACUGGAAAUGAAGGAUGGGAGGAACAGUUUUAUUGGACAUCAGCUGGGCGGGGUAGUGGAAGUGCCCAACAGCAAGGACCAGCGGGUCAAGUCUGCCAGAGCCAUUCAAAUCACCUACUACCUCCAGACCUAUGGCUCUGCCACCCAAGACCUCAUAGGGGAGAAGUGGGAGAAUGAGUUCUGUAAGCUCGUGGGGAAGCUCCAGGAGGAGCACCAAGACCUCCAGCUCUACCCUCUCGCAUCCUUCAGCCUCUGGAGAGACUUCCAUAAGACCAGCAUCCUUGCCAGAAGCAAGGUGCUGGUGAGCCUCGUGUUAGUCCUGACCACAGCCACACUCUCCAGCUCCAUGAAGGACUGUUUGCGCAGCAAGCCUUUCCUGGGCCUGCUGGGGGUCCUCACCGUGUGCAUCUCCCUGGUCACGGCAGCAGGGAUCUUCUUCAUCACGGACGGCAAGUACAACUCCACCCUGCUGGGAAUCCCGUUCUUCGCCAUGGGACAUGGGACGAAAGGUGUGUUUGAGCUUCUGUCUGGAUGGAGGAGAACUAAAGAGAAUUUGCCCUUUAAAGACAGGGUGGCAGAUGCCUACUCUGAUGUGAUGGUUACCUACACUAUGACCAGCUCCCUGUACUUCAUCACCUUUGGGAUGGGCGCAAGUCCUUUCACAAACAUAGAGGCUGUGAAAGUCUUCUGCCAGAACAUGUGUGUGUCUAUCCUGUUGAACUACUUCUACAUUUUCUCCUUCUUUGGCUCCUGCCUGGUCUUCGCUGGCCAACUAGAACAAAACCGCUAUCACAGCAUUUUCUGCUGCAAGAUCCCCUCUGCAGAGUACCUGGACCGCAAGCCCGCGUGGUUCCAGAUGGUGAUGAAUGAUGGACACCAGCAGACGUCCCACCAUGAGACGGAUCCCUACCAGCACCAUUUCAUCCAGCACUUCCUCCGAGAGCACUACAAUGAGUGGGUCACUAACAUCUACGUGAAGCCAUUUGUCGUCAUCCUCUAUCUCAUUUAUGCCUCCUUCUCCUUCAUGGGGUGUUUGCAGAUCAGUGAUGGAGCCAACAUCAUCAACCUCCUGGCCAGUGAUUCCCCGAGUGUUUCCUAUGCCACGGUUCAGCAGAAAUACUUCAGCAACUACAGCCCUGUGAUAGGGUUCUAUGUCUACGAGCCCCUCGAGUACUGGAACAGCAGCGUCCAAGAGGACCUCCGGAAGCUCUGCAGUGGCUUUACUACUGUGUCCUGGGUCGACCAGUACUACCAGUAUCUGAAAGCCAGUAACAUCAGUGCCAGCAACAAGAGUGACUUCAUCAGCGUCCUACAAAGCUCCUUUUUAAAAAAGCCAGAGUUCCAGCACUUUCGAAACGAUAUCAUCUUCUCCAAGGCGGGGGAUGAAAACAGUAUCAUUGCUUCCCGCUUGUACCUGGUGGCCAGGACCAGCAGAGACAAGCAGAAGGAAGUCAUCGAAGUGCUGGAAAAGCUGAGGCCCCUGUCACUUUCAAAGAGCAUCCGGUUCAUUGUGUUCAACCCCUCCUUUGUGUUCAUGGACCACUACAGCCUGUCUGUCACCGUGCCUGUGCUCAUUGCAGGAUUCAGUGUGCUGCUGCUGUUGAUCCUGACUUUUUUCCUAGUGAUCCACCCUUUGGGGAACUUCUGGCUCAUUCUUAGCGUCACCUCAAUUGAACUGGGCGUUCUGGGUUUAAUGACAUUGUGGAACGUGGACAUGGAUUGCGUCUCUAUCUUGUGCCUUAUCUACACUUUAAACUUCGCCAUUGACCACUGUGCACCCCUGCUUUACACAUUUGUGUUAGCCACUGAGCACACGCGAACACAAUGUAUAAAAAGCUCACUGCAAGAGCAUGGAACAGCCAUUUUGCAAAAUAUUACUUCUUUUCUUAUUGGGUUGGUCCCCCUCCUCUUUGUGCCUUCAAACCUGACCUUCACACUGUUCAAAUGCUUGCUGCUCACCGGGGGUUGCACACUUCUGCACUGUUUUGUUAUUUUACCUGUGUUCCUAACCUUUUUUCCUCCUUCCAAAAAGCACCACAAGAAAAAGAAACGUGCCAAACGAAAGGAGAGGGAAGAAGUUGAAUGCAUAGAAAUUCAAGAGAACCCCGAUCAUGUCACCACAGUCUGAGGGCAGAGUCCAACGGAUUAUUUUUAUUUUCCAGUAUUGCACAUGAUGCAGGAGGAGGAGCUCAGACCUCGGCUGCCUGGGCUGGCCAGGGGUAACAAGGCAAGUCAGAUGACAGCACCCCCAUGACAUGUAGUGUCUGCCUCAUGGGGCGGGAGAGAGAAUCCAGCAGGGGGAAUGUUCUUUACAACCUUGUUCUCCGUGAAAGAUAAAUCUGUGAACGCGAUCUUAGAGCUCUUCCAAGGAAUGGCAGAAGAAUCAACUGCUUUUAUUUAAA
This is a messenger RNA of Fukomys damarensis (Damara mole-rat), 3598 nucleotides long. RefSeq names its product patched domain containing 4 (gene Ptchd4). NCBI's taxonomy places the organism in Eukaryota, Metazoa, Chordata, Mammalia, Rodentia, Bathyergidae. The record is from RefSeq and is a predicted model, not a curated record. Gene Ontology annotation, cellular component: membrane. The transcript is spliced from 12 exons. The coding region runs from base 1 to 3324 and encodes 1107 amino acids.